UUUAUUAGCCCAUCAGGUUCACAAAAAUGUUGACGUUGGUUUUGGUAGCGUCUCUGCUGGCGUUAGUAAAUGGUCAUGGACGGAUGAUCAACCCUGCUGCAAGAAACUGCAUGUGGCGUUAUGGGUUCAAGAAUCCUGCCAACUAUGACGAUACUGCACUCUACUGUGGAGGCCUUCAAAACCAAGUCAAACAAGGAGGUAAAUGUGGUACAUGCGGCGACGCCUAUCAAGGACCAAGACCACACGAGGCCGGAGGAAAAUAUGCCAAUGGUGUUAUCGCUAAAACCUACAAACAGGGGCAGAUUGCUGAAGUCACCGUCGAAUUGACUGCAGGUCAUAUGGGAUGGAUGGAAUUCAGAUUGUGCAAAUGGGACAACCCAAAAGUCCCAGUGACACAGGAAUGCCUAGACGAGAAUGUCCUUCAGCUCGCCGAUGGUUCAGGCACCAAGGUUCCAAUUGAUAACACAAAGAGGAUGAUCAUUGCCAGGCUACAGCUUCCCAAAAACAUCAACUGCAAACAAUGUGUGGUGCAGUGGUUAUACCACGCAGGCAAUAGUUGGGGAUGCGAGCCAAAUGGUAAAUGUUGCUCUGGAUGCGGUACACAAGAGGAGUUUAAGAACUGCGCUGAUGUUGCAAUUGAACCUUCUACUUUCACCCCAGCAACCCAGAGACCCCCUUCUACAAAAAGGACUUAUGAACCACCAAUGGAGACCACCCCAUCUACUAGAGUACCAUCAACAAGAGCACCUUCAACUAGAGCACCAUCCACAAGAGCACCUUCAACUAGAGCACCAUCUACAAAAAGGACUUAUGAACCACCAAUGGAGACCACCCCAGCUACUAGAGUACCAUCAACAAGAGCACCUUCAACUAGAGCACCAUCCACAAGAGCACCUUCAACUAGAGCACCAUCCACAAGAGCACCUUCAACUAGAGCACCAUCUACAAGACCUCCAACAAGGCGUACCACACCUCCAACAAGGCGUACAACACAAGCCAUAAGGACUACUCCACGAAAGCCUGUUGGAUGUCGAGCUGCUAAUGGUCCAUUCAAACAACCAGGCAUGGACAGAUGGUGCCAGGUCAACUGUAGGCGUAAAUAUUGUCCUCCCUCACAUUGUGUCUGCUAAUUCCACUGCUGUAUAUGUAUAUGCUUUAAUAAAUAAACCUAUACUAGAGAGAAUUAUCAGAACAAUAAAAUAUGAUAGCC
Molecule: messenger RNA, 1210 nt
Organism: Owenia fusiformis
Lineage: Eukaryota; Metazoa; Annelida; Polychaeta; Sabellida; Oweniidae
Source: the annotation of a GenBank genome assembly